CCUCCUGCGCGAGAGCCACAGUCCGACGUUACCUCUGCAGAGGAAAACGCAAUGGACCCCCAAAAUUGUUGAAUUCCCUCUCGUUUGAGCUUUUAGAGCGCAUUCCGAUCCACAAAAGCGCCUUUAUCUGUUAUUGAUUUGAGGCGUAGCAGGUCGGCGCAACGAUGUGGAUCCAGGUUCGUACCAUAGACGGGAAGGAGACGCGAACCGUUGAGGACCUUUCUAGAUUGACCAAAAUUGAGUCUUUACGGUUGAAAAUACAAGACAUAUUCAAUGUGAGCCCACAGCAGCAGCGCCUCUUCUACCGAGGGAAGCAGAUGGAAGAUGGUCAGACACUGUUUGACUACAACGUGGGCCUCAAUGACAUUGUUCAGCUGCUGAUUCGAUCUCAUGCUGACCAUCCAGACGGCCCUGCCACCAAGGACUCCUCAGGUGUUGCCAGUAGUUCAGCUCCUCUACCCGUCUCCAAGUCUGACAGCUGCAGCUCCCCAACUCCUGCCUCUCCCGCAGCCAUGGAAACUUCGGCCAGUACGAACAGCGAGAACAGCAGCAUCUCUACCAGCACUGUACUCGAAAGCAAGCCAGACACCAGCGCAACCAGAAACUUAGCCAGUACCAAAAAUGGGUUCAAGUCCUCCAGUCCAGCACCGGACACCCAGCCGCCCACAUCCAGCAAGAACACACUAAUCAACCCGGGGCUUGGCUUGUACAAGAUUAAUGAGCUGGUGGACUGCAGAGACGUAAGCCUCGGCGCCUGGUUUGAGGCUUGUAUGGAAAAUGUGACACUAGCCCCGAAAGGACAGCCUAUGCCCACCAAACCUAGGGUGGGUCGGCCCCCAAAAAGGACUAAUGGAAACCUGGAGGCUGAGCAGGGACAGGCUCAAACCACGGACAUUAACAGUAAUAAGGUUGGGUUAAACGCAGAGAGCAAUGGCGCCUCCACCUCUCAGACAGACUUUACAACAAAAGACAGCAAGGACAAGGAAGAGGAAAUAAUUUACCACAUUAAAUAUGAAGACUAUCCAGAAAAUGGGGUUGUGGAGAUAGAAUCUGCACAUGUGAGGCCCCGUGCUAGGACCGUGCUACAGUGGGACCAGCUCCAGGUGGGGAUGCUUGUGAUGAUCAACUACAACAUGGAGACGCCCGAUGAGAGAGGCUUCUGGUACGAUGCAGAGAUUGUGACCCUGAAUCAGGUUUCUCGCACCAACAAGGAGCUUCGAGUCAAUAUUCUUCUAGGGGGUCCUGGAGAUGUAAUUGGAGAUUGUAAAGUUCAGUUUCUAGAUGAAAUCUACCGGAUUGAGAAACCAGGAGCGCGUCCACUCUCAAGUGCAGAUGGACAGUUUAAACGGAAGAGUGGACCAGAGUGUAAACACUGCAAGGCCGACCCUGACGCGGAGUGUCGGUUCUGCUCCUGCUGUGUGUGUGGCGGGAAGCAGGAUGCUCACAUGCAGCUGCUGUGUGAUGAGUGCAACAUGGCGUUCCACAUCUACUGUCUCAACCCACCGCUGACCACCAUCCCGGAUGAUGAGGACUGGUACUGUCCAACCUGUAAAAAUGACACUACUGAAGUUGUCAAGGCUGGAGAGAAGCUCAAAGCCAGCAAGAAGAAAGCCAAAAUGCCUUCGGCGACAACUGAGAGUCAAAGGGACUGGGGAAAGGGCAUGGCCUGUGUGGGACGCACUAAAGAAUGCACAAUUGUUCCCUCAAACCAUUAUGGACCCAUUCCUGGUGUUCCUGUUGGAACCACCUGGAAGUUCAGAGUGCAGGUAAGUGAGGCUGGUGUUCACAGGCCGCAUGUCGGCGGCAUCCACGGGCGCAGCAACGAUGGCUCCUACUCACUGGUGCUGGCUGGAGGCUUUGAGGACGAAGUGGACCGGGGAGAUGAGUUCACCUACACAGGCAGUGGGGGUCGUGACCUCUCGGGAAACAAACGGAUUGGAGAGCACUGUUUCGACCAAACACUGACCCACAUGAAUAGGGCAUUGGCCUUAAACUGUGAUGCGCCUCUGAAUGACAAAGAUGGAGCAGAGUCCAGAAACUGGCGAGCUGGAAAACCAGUGAGAGUGGUGCGCAGCUCUAAAGGUAGACGUAUUAGCAAAUAUGCUCCAGAAGAAGGAAACCGCUACGAUGGUAUUUACAAGGUGGUAAAGUAUUGGCCAGAGAUUGGAAAAUGUGGUUAUUUGGUUUGGAGGUACUUGCUGAGGCGGGAUGAUCUGGAGCCAGCACCAUGGACCCCAGAAGGACUGGAGAGGAUAGAGAAACUGGGACUUUCUGUUCAGUACCCACCAGGCUAUUUGGCGGCCAUGGCUAACAAAACUAAGAAGGAGUCCUGUGCUAGACCUGGUAUGGGUGGCCGCAGCAAGCUUUACUCUGCGAGGGGGAGGCCACGGAAAAACAAGAUCGAAGCAAAAGAAGAGAAAGAUGAGGAGGAGGAGGAGGAGGAGGAGCCCCCAGAAACUAAGAUGCAGGAGGAUGCACCACAGAGUAAUGGAGAGCAGAAGACAACUGAAGAUACUGAACCAUCACCAGCACCGGAGCCUCCAUCUAAACGUGUGAAGAUGGAGGAGACGUUCCAGCUGUCAGAGCAGCAGCAGCAGCUGAUCGGAGACGACACAGCCAACAAGAAGCUCUGGGAAGAAGCCAAGGAGAACCUUAAGGAGGGGCCGAACUUCCUGCGAAAGCUGGAGCAGAUCUUCAUGUGCGUGUGCUGCCAGGAGCUGGUCUUUCAGCCCAUCACCACCGUCUGCUCGCACAAUGUCUGCAAGACCUGUCUCCAGCGGUCGUUCCGAGCACAGGUGUACACCUGCCCCGCCUGCCGUCACGACUUGGGCAAGGACUAUGGCAUGAACCAAAACAAGACGCUUCAGAUUCUGCUCGACCAGUUCUUUCCCGGCUACAACAAGGGCCGAUGAAGUCGAACAUACGUUUUUAACUAGGAUAAGUACGCACUUAAGCAUCCAUUCUGUGCACCCUCGUAUACUGACGAGGACCUUAGAGCUCCACUUUGAAAUGCGUUGCACUCACGUAAUGUAACUUAUCCACGGGCAAAUGUAAAUCGCAUCUACAGCCAUUAAUGUGUACAAUCAAUCACACACAAACCUCAGUAGGGACUGACCUCAUCUGCCAGAACUUGGAUCGUCUCCAUCCACACCACCAGCCUGAAAUUCCAACCAAGGGCGUUUUUUCCUUCACCUCCUUACUCCAGCCAGAUAAGUGGGCACAAAAACAAACGCACAAAAAGCGCUCCGACUCACAUUCCCACCAACCGUCUCUAAGCACUUGCUCGGGUUCAGUUCUCCCUUCGAUCGCGACGCCGGUACCGUUAAUUCCCGCGCGGCACGUCGUUCCCUCCUUGAGCUCAACGUUUAAACACCUGCCAACCUGCUUGCAUUUUCUGUACCAUGUAUGCAGUUUUUAACCCCAAAACACAGCGAUAACUCGAGCGUUUUAGUCACUUGUCAGACAACUGUUUAUGGUGCUAAGAAAGCGGCUGCUCGUGUAGUUGAUCAAUUCUGGCAAGGUGAAGUUUAUCACAAAACAAAACGAUAAGAAGUGACAUGCGGUUUUGAUGUAGGCUAGAAGCAUUUGCCUGCAUUGUGUUUGGUGCUCCCGUCUCUUGGAAUGAUGCAGUUUGUUUUGCCUUGAGCUGACAGCUCUGUGUGCUGGCAGAGAAGAGUAGCCUUGGAUUUAACGUGGAGUUCCAUGAAGCACUUAAAACACAAAACGAAAAAGAUCAGAGGGGAAGUUUCAGUAAUCCACUCUUUUUGCAAAAGGUUCUGGAUCAAAGUUUUGCUAGGCUUUCCUUGAAAAGUGGACAAUUAAGUUCUGCUUUCUUUCCUUGCAUCAACUAGAAAACUAAAUGAAGAUUCACAGACAGGAUUAUAAAAACGCUUCAAGUGUCUGGUGUUCUGCCUGCACGCCUUUUCAGAGACGUUUCAAAGGGCAGGCUGCAUUUGUCCCUGGUGUUACCAAGCAACCACAGCCGAGCAGGACUUUCUGCAUGGAUGCUUAGCUAAUAUUAUCAUCCACAAAUAUUCAUCUAUCUGUUCAGAUAUUCUGCCUGUUAGCAAAAUAUUUCAUGAACCACUGAAUGGACUUUUAAUGAAUUUUCAAAACGUAAUCAUUGGGUAUGCAUCUACAACUCGUUAACUUCUGGAGUCAAUCCAGUUCAGCACGGCCACCCCCAGCUAAUUGAGAGUCCACACAAAAACGGCUGUAACUUAGUCAGUUUUGCAGAUACUGAGCUAAAAUUUGAUGUGGUAGUAGCUGAGAGUCAUUCAUAAAACUAAAUACGCUGAGAUAUCUCGCCAUAUUACAUGAGAUUGUGUACAUCUUUGACCAAAAUGAUUGAAGGGCGAUAUGCAUUCAUUCAAGGAAUACAAAGCUUUUUAAUACAAAAUUACAAAUUUGAGCAUUUAUUUUGUUAACAAAAACAUUUGACCCUUUGUUUGACUUCUCUCACCCUUUGGUGUUUUAUAGCUUUGCUGUGCUUGUUAAAAAAAAAAAAAAAAAAAGUCU
Messenger RNA from Nematolebias whitei (Rio pearlfish), 4518 nucleotides. Its product is annotated as E3 ubiquitin-protein ligase UHRF2. Gene Ontology annotation, molecular function: protein binding; ubiquitin protein ligase activity. The record is from RefSeq and is a predicted model, not a curated record. The transcript has 16 exons. Gene Ontology annotation, biological process: protein ubiquitination; negative regulation of gene expression via chromosomal CpG island methylation. NCBI's taxonomy places the organism in Eukaryota, Metazoa, Chordata, Actinopteri, Cyprinodontiformes, Rivulidae. Bases 165 to 2912 code for a protein of 915 amino acids.